AAGCUUUCCAUUUGCUCUUUUCCGUUCAUCGGGCCAUCUGCGAAUCUGUUUUCAAGUCCGUAAUAUUCAUCCAGUGGAAUGUAUUGUACACAAGUUAACCUCAUAAUAGGCCUAAUUAUGUUCUGAAAACAUGCUGCUGCGUUUUAUAUCUAUGGCCAUUUUUGCUAUGAUUGAAGCAAAUAAUUGGCUCAUUGAAAACAUCGACAAUACGGGAACUUCUUUUUUAACGCCUGAUCCUGAUUUCUAUCGAAAUGUGAGCGAGCUGAUAACCAGCAAAGGUUAUCCAGCAGAGGACCACAUUGUUCAGACCGAAGACGGUUUUCUACUCUCGGUGCAACACAUAGCUCAUGGACGGAAUGGGCCCAGUACUUUCCAGAGUAAACGGAAGGUUGUUUUUCUACAACACGGCUUCCUAUCGGCCUCACACGAUUGGGUCAUUAACUUUCCUCAUCAAAGCCUAGGUUUCAUUCUAGCGGAUGCCGGUUACGACGUCUGGAUGGGAAAUACUAGAGGAAACACGUACUCGAGGCAGCAUAUUAAAUAUACUCCAGAUAUGAACGAAUUCUGGGAAAACAGCACUUUUUCGGAGAUGGGUUACUACGAUGUUCCAGCUAUGAUCGAUUACGUCUUGAACAUGACGGGUGAGAAGCAACUCUCUUACAUCGGCCAUUCCCAAGGAACUGCUGACUGUUUCGUGAUGUUGUCGGAGAGACCAGAAUACAAUCAAAAGAUAAAAAUCUUCAUUGCCCUGGCACCUAUCUCCAGUGUAGGUUACAUGAAAAAUCCUAUACGCUUCAUCGCUGGCUCCACAGAAAAAUUUGAGUUCUUUUUCAAGCUUUUCAAAUGGAAAGAGUUUCUUUCAAACGGAGCUUUAACAAAAAUCUUCAGCGAGCUGGUGUGCAAUCAGAAGGAACCGGUGGUUUGCAAACUGUUUAUGACUUUAGCGUUUGGAGAAUCGAGUGAGCUUAACUCGACUAGAAUUCAUGUAUAUGCAGCCCAUACUCCUGCUGGUACGUCACUAAAAAGCAUCAUCCAUUACGCUCAGCUGUACCUGUCUGGAAAAUUCGCGAAAUAUGACUAUGGCAAAAAAGGGAAUUUAGCCCACUAUGGCCAGGAAACCCCUCCCGAAUUUGAUUUGUCCCGAAUAACUGCUCCAGUUGCCAUAAGUUGGGCAUCUCACGACAAUUUGGCCGAUCCUACAGACGUCAAACUUUUACUAAAGAAGCUGAAAUCUUCUGUUGAUGUGUAUGAAGUGCCUUACAAACCGUUCAGUCAUAUUGACUUCACGCUAGCUAUACAUGCAAAACAUCUGUUGUACGACAAAGUGUUGGAAUGGUUAAAGAGAUUUUCAUCCUGAAAGGGAAAAAAAUAGUGAUCUUGUUGGCAAGAACUAGCUUUCGGAUGAAAUAUAAAGAUAUGGUACAGAUUUAACUUACUUUUAGUGGCAUAGUUAACUUACUGUAAGUGACACAGGUUUAAUUUACUGUUAAGUGGCGCAGACUUUAUUGUAUGUAGAACAGAAUUAACUUACUUUAAGUGGUACAACCGUAAGUGGCACAGAUUUCACUUACUGUAAAUAGCACAGAUUUCUCUUAUUGUAAAUGACACAGAUUUAACUUACUGUAAGUGGCACAGAUUUAGCUUACAGUAAGUAGCACAGAUUUAACUUACUGUAAGUGGCACAGAUUUAACUUACUAUAAGUGGCGCAGAUUUAACUUACUGUAAGUGGCACAGAUUUAACUUACUAUAAGUGGCACAGAUUUAACUUAUUGAAAGUGGUACUUGGAAGGUAUCUGCUGAACGUAGCAUAAAUACAGUACAGUAGCUUGCAUUGAUAUAUAAAUAUGUAAUUACAAAUACAUCAUUUACACGCUAUCCAAUGUAAAAUAUGAUUGGCUGGAGGUUAUAUAAUUUAGUAAUAGAUAGUUUGUUGCUAAAAUGUACAAAUUCUUAAGAACACCAAUAUCUAGAUAAAUUCUUUUUAUAUAUAUUUCUUUCA
Argiope bruennichi is the source of this 2000-nucleotide messenger RNA. RefSeq names its product gastric triacylglycerol lipase-like. The transcript has 10 exons. Lineage: Eukaryota; Metazoa; Arthropoda; Arachnida; Araneae; Araneidae. Gene Ontology annotation, molecular function: hydrolase activity, acting on ester bonds. The record is from RefSeq and is a predicted model, not a curated record. Gene Ontology annotation, biological process: lipid metabolic process. The coding region runs from base 131 to 1357 and encodes 408 amino acids.